AUGGACAAGUUACCCUAAUAACCUGUUUAAGGUAGAAAAUACAAUUUUAAUGGCGAGCAGAUUGGAUUACCUUAGGAAAUGUUAUAAUAAAUUGAAGCUGAAUGGUAUAAUUGCUUUGGCGUUGGUCUCACUAUGAUUGAAAUGUUCAACAAAAAUCCAAAAUUCUUGAAUUACAUUGCAUAAGGUGAACAAGCUAUGAAAAGACUUCUAGGAAUUCCUGCAGAAUUUAAGAUCUACACUAUGCACUGUGGUUAAGCUUUGCAGAUAGCAGCUGUACCUCUUAAUUUGUUGGAUAAAAAAGAUACUGCUACCUACAUCAAUUCGGGAUAUUGGAGCCAAAGAGCUAUUGAUGAGGCUAAAAAAUAUGUUCCUCAUCUUAAUAUCACUUAAAAUAUUCAACUCACUCCUGGAACUAAAAAAAUUACUUUGGCAGACCAAGAACCCUUAUCAGCUAAUACAGCUUACAUUCACUACGUUUCUGAUGAACCCGCUGAUGGAAUAGCUCUUAACAUUUAACCUAGACGUUAAACUGAUAUUGCUCCUAAUGCUUUAAUGGUUGCAGACUUAUCUGCAGAUUUCUUAACUAGAGAAAUUGAUUGGUCAUAAAUAGAUGUUGCUUAUGUUAGCAGUGAAUAUCAAAUAGGUAUAGCUGGAUCUAUCUUCUUGAUAAUUAGAGAAUCCGCUAUGAGAACUCCUCAUCCCUAAUGCCCUUAUAUGAUUGAUUAUGCUGCCUUGAAGGCCACAGACGGUCUACCAAACACUCCACCCACAUUCCCUUAAUAUAUGAACGCCUAAUUCUUCUUAUAUGCAGAAAAAAUGGGAGGAGUAAAGGAAAUCCAAAAGAAAAUAAAUGGCUAUGCACAUCGUAUUUAUACAGAAAUCGAUGCUCAUCCUCUUAUAUAUCAAAAUAAAAUCUCUGAAGAGUUCCGCUCAAACACUCAUAUAGUUUUUAAUGUCUUAGGAGUUUAGCAAGAUCAACACUUUUUAGAAGAAGCCAACAAGAGAGGCAUUGUAGGAUUGCAAAAUAAAAGAGGUUAAGGUAUUAGAGUUUCAUUAGGUUUAGCAACAACUGAUGAAGCAAUAACUUGUUUAGUUCAAUUUUUGCAAGAUUACGCUACUAAAGUAGCCUAAGCUUCAGUUUGA
Tetrahymena thermophila SB210 is the source of this 1143-nucleotide messenger RNA. RefSeq names its product class V aminotransferase. Gene Ontology annotation, cellular component: cytoplasm. Lineage: Eukaryota; Ciliophora; Oligohymenophorea; Hymenostomatida; Tetrahymenidae. The record is from RefSeq and is a predicted model, not a curated record. Gene Ontology annotation, molecular function: pyridoxal phosphate binding; O-phospho-L-serine:2-oxoglutarate transaminase activity. Gene Ontology annotation, biological process: L-serine biosynthetic process. The transcript has a single exon.